This is a messenger RNA of Manduca sexta (tobacco hornworm), 1909 nucleotides long. It is a transcript of the gene IleRS-m, whose product is annotated as isoleucine--tRNA ligase, mitochondrial. Gene Ontology annotation, biological process: isoleucyl-tRNA aminoacylation. The record is from RefSeq and is a predicted model, not a curated record. Gene Ontology annotation, cellular component: cytosol. Gene Ontology annotation, molecular function: ATP binding; isoleucine-tRNA ligase activity; aminoacyl-tRNA deacylase activity. NCBI's taxonomy places the organism in Eukaryota, Metazoa, Arthropoda, Insecta, Lepidoptera, Sphingidae. Bases 44 to 1909 code for a protein of 621 amino acids. The transcript is spliced from 10 exons.
GUCAGGCCAAUUGUCAAAUGACUUCAAAACAUAACCUCUAGAAAUGUUUAAGAACAUGAAGAAAAAUGUAUUAAAUUAUAGAAAUGGUAUUAUAAAAUGGCAUUGUUUGAAUUGUGUCCGUGCAAAAAGUUCCGCUCAACCCAAAACUAAGACAUAUUCACACACAAUUCUUACGCCUAACACAAAUUUUCCGGUUCGUGCAAGUAACUCAAUAAAAGAGCGGAUUUACGAGACUGCCCAAUUCUCUGCCCUCUAUAAUUGGCAAAGGACAAAUCUGAAAGGUCCAGAAUAUGUUUUGCACGAUGGACCACCCUAUGCGAAUGGAGAUUUACAUAUGGGGCAUGCUGUAAAUAAGAUAAUAAAAGACAUAAAUAACCGCAGUCAAAUAUUAAAAGGUAAUAGAGUGCACUACGUCCCAGGAUGGGAUUGUCACGGUCUACCCAUAGAACUGAAAGCCUUGCAAAAAGCAAGAAAGGCAUCGAAAGACACAAAUUUUACCGAUCCGGUAAAUGUACGUAACAUUGCCAGAAAAUUCGCUCUAGAGACUGUAGAGAAUCAGAAAAAAGCGUUCAGAAGCUGGGGUGUGAUGGCUGAUUGGGAAAAACAAUGCUAUUUGACAUUAAAUAAGGAUUAUGUACAAAGCCAGUUGAGGUUAUUCUAUGAUAUGUAUGAAAAGGGUUAUAUUUACCGUGCCCUAAAACCUGUUUAUUGGUCACCUUCUUCAAAGACAGCAUUAGCCGAAGCCGAGCUGGAGUAUGACUCUCAACACAAGAGUUGUGAGGUGUAUGUGGCAUUCAAUGUGGACAAGCCUCCGGAAAUUUUACAUGAUAAGCUUAAUGGUAAGCCAUUAUCAGCAAUCAUUUGGACAACCACUCCGUGGACAUUAGUAGCCAAUCGUGCGGUAUGCUAUAAUCCUCAAAUGAAAUACUCAAUAGUGGAACUAUCCAGUAGACCUGGCGACUUGUACCUAGUUGGUAGCGGGCUGAUUGAAGACCUGGAGAAGGUGUUAGGAGUCGAGAUCAAGAGAUUUAUGGAGUUUCAAGGUGAUAAAAUAGCAGGUGCCACGUACAGGAACAGGUUGGUGGAGGGCUCCCUGCCGUUCCUAGAGGGGGACCACGUGACGGACGCCAAGGGUACCGGCUUGGUCCACACUGCGCCCGCACACGGCCCUGAGGACUUCCUCGUCGCUCUCAAGUAUAACAUGGAUGUGGAAUGCAACGUUGACGAAUUAGGUAAGUACACCAACCUGGAUCCAGGUCUCGACGGCCUCCCAGUCCUGGGCGAGGGUCAGGAGGCGGUGAUCACCAGGCUGGCGGAGUCGGUGAUCCACCGGGGGGUGUACGUCCACUCUUACCCGCUCGACUGGCGGACCAAGAAGCCAGUUAUCGUCAGGGCAAGCCGCCAGUGGUUUAUCGACACCGCACGGUUGAAAGAGAAGGCACUGGCGGCGUUAGGCUCGGUGGCGAUCUUGCCCCCGUCCAGCAGCCCGCAGUCUCGGCUCGGCUUCCGCUCGCAGCUGGAGAAGCGACCUUACUGGUGCAUAUCGCGGCAACGGGCCUGGGGCGUGCCGGUACCCGCGUUGUACGCAAACAGUGACGUCAUAGUGCACAGGAGUGUUAUUGAGAAGCUGUGUGAUCUUAUAGAAACUCAAGGCACUGAUGUGUGGUGGACGUGUGAUGUGAAGCAACUUCUUACUGAUGAUGUCAUUAAAGAAUAUAAUAUAGAGAACGAAGAUGUAUGUAAAGGAAAGGAUAUAAUGGACAUAUGGUUGGAUUCUGGACUAUCUUGGAGCACUCUAGGCGGCAGGACGGCGGACCUUUACUCCGAGGGUGUGGACCAGCUCACGGGCUGGUUCCAGGCCUCUCUGCUCACAUCCCUGGCUUUGAACGACGCCCCGCCUUAUAAGUAA